Molecule: messenger RNA, 2126 nt
Organism: Pogoniulus pusillus (Red-fronted tinkerbird)
Lineage: Eukaryota; Metazoa; Chordata; Aves; Piciformes; Lybiidae
Gene: F2RL3
Product: F2R like thrombin or trypsin receptor 3
Exons: 2
Coding region: 83-1324 (413 amino acids)
Biological process (GO): phospholipase C-activating G protein-coupled receptor signaling pathway; positive regulation of Rho protein signal transduction; thrombin-activated receptor signaling pathway
Cellular component (GO): plasma membrane
Molecular function (GO): thrombin-activated receptor activity
Source: RefSeq, a predicted model, not a curated record
UGGUGCCUGAUGUGACAGCCCCUCAGGGCCCGUCCCAGGGGAUCAGCCUGGUGCUUCCUGAGUUAAGGGCUAGCAGAAGGAAAUGCGUAAGCAGGAUCACCACUGCUGCCUGUCCCACGGGCUCUGGGCACGGCAGGGCGCAGCUGGAGCCAGCAGUGGGAUGGAGAUCCUCAGGAGCAGAGGAAUGUCACAGGGGCUGCUGCUGUGCUGCACCUUUUGGGGACUCUGCCUGGCCUCUUCAGACUACGAUGACUACUCUCAGAACAGCACCAACGACCAGGAGCCAGCGGAGGCCACCCUGUGCCCCCGAGCCAUCCCCGGGGAGAAGGUCACCGUGAACAAUGUCACCUACCUGCUGGUCCGCGAGGCCACCCGCGCCCAGCUGCGCAGCGCGGUCACGGUGCGGCUCAUCCCCUGCCUCUACAGCCUCGUCUUCCUGCUGGGGCUGCCCUCGAACGGGCUGGCCCUCUGGGUGCUGGCCACCCGCGCCGAGAAGCUGACCUCCACCGUCUUCCUGAUGAACCUGGCCGCAGCAGACCUGCUGCUCGUCCUGGUGCUGCCCCUGCGCAGCGUUUACUAUUUCCUGGGGAACCACUGGCCCUUCGGGGAGGGGCUGUGCCGGCUGACCACGGCCCUCUUCUACGGCAACAUGUACUGCUCCGUGCUGCUGCUCACCUGCGUCAGCGCCGACCGCUACCUGGCCGUGGUGCACCCCUUCUCCUCCCGCUCCUUCCGCACCCCUGCCUUCGCCACCUGCACCUGCGCCGCCGUCUGGCUCUGCGCGGCCCUGCUGACGCUGCCCCUGGCGCUGCAGCAGCAGUCCUACCCCCUGUACGGGGCAGGCCUCACGCUCUGCCACGACGUCCUCCCCAGGCAGGAGGACGAGACCUAUUUCUUCUACUACUUCGUCUGCCUGAUCGCCUUCGCCUUCCUCGCCCCGCUGCUGGUGAUGCUCUUCAGCUACGGCUCGGUGCUGCGUGUGCUGCUGCGCAGCGGGAGGCGCUACUCGCACUCCGUGAAGCUCACCGCCCUGGUGCUCUUCACGCUCCUGGCCUUCUACACACCCAGCAACGUUCUCCUGCUUGUUCACUACUCCAGCUACAGCUGCAAGCUGCACAGCAACCUGUACAUCAGCUACAUGCUGAGCCUGGCCGUCAGCACCUUCAACAGCUGUGCGGAUCCCUUUGUCUACUACUACGUUUCCGAGGACUUCCGGGAUAAGGUGAGGAGGAAAUUCUUCAGCCGCAGAAAACAAACCACCACAUCCCUAAAAACCUCCAAGGAAACACUGCCUCCAAGGAGUUCUAAAGACUCCCUGGUGUAAGCCUCCGUCCCAGCUCCUUGCUCCCACCACACUCACAGCGUACAGUGGGGAUGAGACGACAACAGUGGAAUUCCACAAGUUUCCUCCAGAGCAGCGUUUCCCAGGAGACAAAUCCUUGCUCCUCCCUGCAUAGCUAAGACGACAAAUCUGGGCCACAGGGUUCCUUGAGAAGUAUGGAGUCCAGACAAGAUGUGGAGUGCUCGACAUGGACAGAUCUGUUGCUGGGACACUCACUGCAUGCAGCUCCUCAGCUGGUCACACGUUGCCAGGGAUGCUCUUGCCACACACCUAAGUCUGGUGUUCCCGGUGUGUCUUACAAGCUCAUUGCCAUCUCUCUGCUGCUUCUUCCUCUGCUAGAACUAGGAGGUGCCUGGGUGAGAGGGACUCUCCUGACCCAAAAUGUUCUGUCAUGAGAACGUAGGGCUCUGGCUUUUCUAGCAGCCAUGUGCUGGGCUUGGUUAGUCAGCACCACCGCAGCAAUGCCAGCCCAUGGCUGGUAACCAGUGUAAAACCCCAAUUACUAACUCCUGGCUUUGCAAUAACCCUUGGCAGCCACAGCUUCUGUGGGGCAAAGGCCAGGUGAAGGGACUGCUUCCAAAGCUGUGCUGUCUUUUGAAGGGAAAUCAAUUAAAGACCUGGGGAAACUCUUGCUCCACAUCUCCACACUUCCAUGUCAUGCCACACGCAUUUCAGCAGCUGUCUGUUAGGAACAGGUGACCAAGCUUGCUGCUCGUGGAACCUGUUGCACAUCUGACAAAAUGUAGCCAGCUCAUCUCUCAGGCACAACCUGGGCAUGCAGCAG